Messenger RNA from Monomorium pharaonis (pharaoh ant), 6231 nucleotides. RefSeq names its product potassium voltage-gated channel protein Shaw (gene Shaw). Gene Ontology annotation, molecular function: protein binding; delayed rectifier potassium channel activity. Lineage: Eukaryota; Metazoa; Arthropoda; Insecta; Hymenoptera; Formicidae. Gene Ontology annotation, biological process: protein homooligomerization; potassium ion transmembrane transport. The transcript is spliced from 5 exons. The record is from RefSeq and is a predicted model, not a curated record. Bases 1280 to 2881 code for a protein of 533 amino acids. Gene Ontology annotation, cellular component: axon; voltage-gated potassium channel complex; dendrite membrane.
UCGAGAAAAUAUUUUCCAUUAAAACAAAUUUGUAGAUAACUAUAAUAUACAAUUUUAUAUAUUAAUUACUCUCCUAUACAUUGCACAUACAAUGCUUCUGUCGUUUCUUUUAAAUUCUAUAAUUUUAAUUUUUGGACCAAUUUUAUUAUUUAAUUUUAAUUUAUCAAACACAUAUGUUUCAAGUACCAAAAACAAUUAUUGAACAGCGAAAAAAGAGAUUUGUAAUAUUUGAAAAAUGUAAUGACACCGUACGUAAAAAGCCCCAACCAUCACAAACCUAAAGUCACGAAUUUUUCGGUGAAAUAUACAAACAUUUCGUCUCGACACUAACCGCCUCACACACUGUCCGUGCAAUCGCGAAGUAAAUCGCCGAAGGCACCGGUAGACUACGAAUACGAAUAGAAUUCGAAUACAUUUUUCCGCGUUGGAAAAUGGUCACGCGGUUCGCGAUUUUUCGUAGGGAAAAAAGCCGAGAAGGCGGUUUGGCUUGGUGACUCCGGAGGUAACUUUAAAGUCAUCGCCUCGGUCCAACUCGAGGGCCACUUUGACGUACUACGUAUACGGCGGAUGCGCGCGCUCCACCACCGCUGCACGCCGUCGCGACGCCAUCCCCCCACCUCGGGGGACGACGACGCCGCCGUCCUUCGUCGGCAGAGAGACGACGUCGCUUUCGUUGGCGAUCUCAGUCCCGUACGCGCGACGUGCCGCAGCCGAGCCGCCUCUCGGAGCCCCUCGUCUCAUCCGUCUGUCACACGGGUCGGUCACGGGGGACCGACGCGAGCCGGUCGACGAUGGCGAGCCGUCUAUGACGGUGAGGUCAUCGGGUGAGGGCAACCGCGAUGAAGGCCCGACCGUACCGCCGAUGAUCCAUUCGCGAACGCGGCGACAGGGAAAACGCCCUCUGCCUUCGCGGCGCGUUCCCUGCCUGACCUGACCUUUCGCUGAAGACAGAGAGAAAGAGAGCGUGAGAGAGGGUGAGAGAGAGGGUUGAGAGAGAAGUCGAGCGAGAGGGAACUCGUGCUCGUGCGAACGCACCGGACAACGUAGUGUGCCUAUUGUGCGAGACCGCCCGUCGUCGUCGUCGACUCGUCGGGGGUGUACCUUCGCGGCGAGCGCCGUCGUCGCCAUCGUCGCAGCGCUCGGCGACAUGGAGAAUGCGGAGGAUCGGACCAGUGCCGUCGAGAUGUCGCGGAAGACCUCCGAGACAUGAGGAGAGCGCGACCGAGGAUCGCAUGGGUUACUUUAAGUCGGGGCCGGCGGUAGCAGAGCCGUGAUCAAAAUGAACUUGAUAAACAUGGACGCGGAGAACCGCGUGGUUCUGAAUGUGGGCGGAAUCCGGCACGAGACGUACAAGGCGACCCUGAAGAAGAUCCCGGCGACGAGGCUCUCGAGGCUGACCGAGGCCCUCGCGAACUACGACCCGAUCCUCAAUGAGUACUUCUUCGACAGGCACCCGGGUGUCUUCGCCCAGGUACUCAACUACUAUCGCACCGGGAAGCUGCACUACCCCACGGACGUAUGCGGCCCGCUAUUCGAGGAAGAGCUCGAUUUCUGGGGGCUCGACUCGAAUCAGGUCGAGCCCUGCUGUUGGAUGACCUACACGCAGCACCGGGAUACGCAGGAAACGCUGACGGUCCUCGACAGGCUGGACCUCGACACCGAGAAGCCCACCGAGGAGGAACUGGCUAGGAAAUUUGGUUUCGAGGAGGCGUACUACGAGGGAACUCUCACGCGGUGGCAGAAGCUCAAGCCCCAGAUGUGGUCACUUUUCGAUGAACCCUACUCCUCCGUCGCGGCUAAGAUAAUCAGUAUAAUCUCCGUUUUCUUCAUCUGCGUUUCGAUACUUUCGUUUUGCUUAAAAACCCAUCCGGACAUGCGAGUACCGAUGAUCGUGAAUCGUUCGGUAAAGAUUGACAACGUGACGUCUUGGGUGGUGGACAAGACUCGCACCAAUGCCCACGAUGUCUUCUUCUACAUCGAAUGCGUCUGCAACGCCUGGUUCACCCUUGAGUUCUUGAUACGUAUCACCGCGAGCCCGAACCGUUGCGACUUCAUCAAGAGCUCGGUAAAUCUGAUCGACAUGGUCGCGACCCUGAGUUUCUACGUCGACCUGGCGCUGCAGCGGUUCGCGGCCCACUUGGAGAACGCCGAUAUCCUCGAGUUCUUGAGCAUCAUACGGAUAAUGAGGCUGUUCAAGCUGACGCGCCACUCCUCGGGCCUGAAAAUCCUGAUACAGACCUUUCGGGCCUCGGCGAAGGAGCUUACGUUGCUGGUGUUCUUCCUCGUCCUCGGCAUUGUCAUCUUCGCAAGCCUCGUGUACUACGCGGAGCGCACUCAGUACAAUCCGAAGAACGACUUCAAGAGCAUACCCCUUGGUCUGUGGUGGGCCCUGGUGACGAUGACGACCGUCGGUUAUGGGGACAUGGUGCCGAAAACGUAUAUCGGGAUGUUCGUCGGCGCUCUCUGCGCAUUGGCCGGUGUCCUCACGAUCGCCCUGCCCGUGCCCGUGAUCGUUAGCAACUUUGCGAUGUAUUACAGUCACACGCAGGCGCGAGCCAAGCUACCGAAGAAGAGACGCCGUGUAUUGCCGGUCGAACAGCCACGUGUGAGGGCACCCGGCGCGCCGCCCGGCGUGGCCGGCGGGCCCGGGACCGUCGGGCCCCCAGGCUGCGGCCAGCAAAUGUCACACUUGCAGUCCAGCGGGGGCGCGGUUACCACUGGGCCCCACGGCCUCGGCAUGGGCCAAACGCCCGGCGUCGGAUGCACUGGCGGCGGCCAAGGACCGCAGAACCGGAGAAUGAACGCCAUUAAGACGAAUCAUCCGAAGGAUCCAUUCGCCACGAAAACAGUGGGUUGCAGAGGAAGACCGGAGGAAUUGUAACCUACGAACCAACGGGACCAAGAGAGCCGGAGGUUUGGAUUAACCAUUUGCGGUAGUAGCGUGCUCACAGACAGUGGGUAUCUCUCACAACUGGUGUCGGAAUUAUUUUGGAGCGAACGACGCGCGGCGUGUAACAUACACAUAUACACACACACACACCUAUAAUCAAAGAUCGUCCCUGAUGAAAUCCCCGUGAAAUUACCAUUGGGCACUUGCUUUGGCAAUGGGGAGAAAGAAAAGUGUAAAAUAUAUCCUCGCUGCAUCGAAGCAUCACACACGGCUUCCGUUGCCCAUAAUUUUCAACGGCUAGGCAAAAAUAAACACUGCCGGCGAAGCGUGGCGGCCGAGACCCGACGUGUACAAUCGUACAACCGAUGAAAAAUUCUUGCGGCGGCUGUUACUAGAUAUACACGACCGCAAAGGGUCUAUCUAUUAUUUAUCUGGAAGGUAGAAUUAGGAAUAAGAAACGGAAGGCAGAGACCGUCGAGGCACCGCGGUGCCUGAGAGAAGGGAUUUGGCCUAUCAGAGGACAUCGGGCUCGACGGUUGCUACCCUCCGCUUCACGAUCUUAAUUCUACAUACCGAAUAUUGUACAUAUACCGUCGGGACGAUGAUGUGAUUUGCGAGAGAAUCUCUCGACGGUUAUACCACGAGCCAUCAUAUUGAAUUAAAUAAGCAAAUUGUGUAGAAAGUCAAGGAGAACUUGCGUAGCUAGUAGAGAAACUUUCCUCCUUCCUUCGCUUCAUAAUUUGUAUUUUUUAAUAUUUAUAAGAAAGCGAUAAUACGUUUCAUUGAUAAGCAAAUGAAUGAAUCGAUGUAUUGACACACUGUAUAUCGUUCAUAAUCGAAGAAUCUUCUCGAUUUGAAACUCGAUAUAGACCGUUUUUUCCCUUCGCGUUUAGCAUAGUGGACGCCGCAGUUUAUAAUUUCCGCUGGAGUAAUUUUGUAUUUUUAUGAUUUAUCGUUUUCUCUCCGCCUUCUUCUUGAAUAUUUACUUAAAAGAAAAAAGAAGAACGCACUAAGUAAUUACGAAAUAUUAUUACGGGUGCUCGUUAGACAAACUUUUAUAUAGAGACGCGAGAAUGUUUUCAACAUUUAUUCCUAACCGCUUUUUCUUCUUCUUCUUCCUGUUUCUCAAAUUUAUCUUUAAUUUCGUCUCGUUCCGAGUACAGCGAUUAAUAAGCAAAUAUGAAACGAAAAUAUCCCACACAAGAGUGCAGCCGAAUGUCUUAUACCGUCCACCAGACCACCGUGUUUGUGACUCACGUAAACAUCGCAUCACCCAUCGCUUCUAAAUUUAAGAUAGUUGAUGAUCUAAGGUACAUUGUGGCAAAAGAUAUGUUGCGCACAGUAGAAACGGGGACGUAAACUUUAUUAUCUUUGAAGCUAUAUACGCGUUUCCAUUGUCGAUAUCAUCACCCGGUCUAUACACAUUACCCCGAUUAAAGAGGGAAAAAAAUCGAUUUACUCAUCGUGGAGGGACCUUCGUCCUAUCUUCCUAGCGAUCGUCUAUAUCGCGCGCCUACAUUAUUUCUAUCGUUAGUGUGUCAUUCUCGUGGAACUCGUGUAAACGGUAAAUCGAAUGAGCGACAGUGGAAAUUGCAUUCCUGCAUCGCAAGCUCGUUUUAUAUAGCAGGCGAGAUACACCGGAUAGAUGCCACCGUAUCUUUUGGUACACAUCCCGCCGUAGAUCUUCUCACUAAUCCGUGAACCCGUACACACACACACAUACACACACACACACACACACACACACACACACACACGUGACCAUUGUUCACUUUUGCAUGUUUAGCAUCGGAUGUGUUUUGAUCGAUCCCACGGUCCGCAUUCUCACCGCAUAUUUACCGAUAAAUGCAGCCGCUGGUGGUUCCUCCCCUACCCCCCAACCCUCCUCAUCAUUGUCGAUGAUUAAUUUUUGACACAUUGUACACUUUAUAUCGGAAUCAUUCGCGGCCACGCAAUUCGAUACCACGGUGAUUUAGCGACAUAAAUGAGUGGUGAAAAUGUGGACACGAUGGACGUCGUUUAUUGACACCCGAGAAUCUCGAUCGCGAAUCGAACGGUCGCUUUUAGUGGCGAAUGCGGUGAGGGUGCGGACCUGUAUCACCUUCGCGCACCGUGAAUAUCGCCGGGACCAAUCCACGAGAGCUCCUCCCCACCCCUCGGUACGUUCGAAAUAUCGUUUGUAAUAUCAGUGGAAAAGAACAGCUCCCUGUUCUUGUCUCCCUCGCGGCCGGGGAGUUACUCGUAUAUCGCGGCUCCACCGCAUACAGCGUCGGACGAAGAGCAUCUCUUCUUCCGCGUAAUACGUAUACAUAUAUCUGUUGUGCCUGGGAACAGGGGGGUGGAAGGAAGUGCAGGAAGGGACGACAAAAGCAUAUCAUAUUAGGUGCGAUCGAGUGUACGGAUCUCGCGAGCAGUUGGCGGACGCUAUCUACAUAGACAAUCGUCGCUUCUUCGGUAAAAUUAAUCGUAUAUACGUUACGUGUUUCCGUCUUCUCUUCCCCCCCCCCCUCCCUUUUCUCGGGUGACUCAAGGCGGGACAGCCGUUUCUCCUUUGGACCAAAAUUGCAAUUGAUUACAUUUUGCAAAUUUAAAAACGACCAUUGUAUCUAAAACACGUAUGUGCGUUUUAUUUCAUUUAGACACAUUCAUGGGGCAUCUCGACAUAACAUAAAAAUCAUAAUCAAUACUAGCGUAUUGAGACUGUAAAAGAAUUUAGAGAAGAUUUUAGAUUAAUCCCCGUGCACAUUUCAAAUCAGAUUAAACCACAAGCAUUUUGGUUUAUUCCAAUAUUGAAUAAUACAAUAUUACAAUAAUAACAUAAUCUCUCCACGUGGAACAUAGGUGUAUUAAUGACAUAAGUUAUAAUCCUGAUAUUUUAUUACGCACAAUCGUAACGUUAUUUCUAUACAUUAAAAUAUGUACGCAUACAUUUACUUCGGUAAUUAAUUUUUUACGGGGCGGUGUUAAUAAAUGCAUUCGUACAUCGGGUACACGAUUUUACUUAUAAAUUACUGCCGUUUCCCAUUUUGAUGGCUUAAAUAUGUCGAAGCUUUUCCUUGCCAACAUUUUUUGCUUUAAAUCUUGUCCUUUAAUAUUCAUUUGCUUAAAAUGCAAUGAUGACGUUAGUUGAUAAGAUUACUUACUUUUUAAUUAAAAAAUGUACGCGCAAAAUCACUACGCGUGUUGUUUUACAAUAAAUAAAAUACUGCCCGGUAUUAUAUAUUUGCACGUAAUUUUUAAGUUAUACACAUAUUAAAUUCGUUUAUACCAAGAACUAAUCAGAAAGAUACGAUUGAUGUGUCGUUGAAGAGAAAAAUUAGUUAAAGAAUAAAAUUAUGAAA